AUGGCUGUGACUUGUGAACUGAUACAACUCAAAGACGGUCAGAAUGUCGGUGAUUGGACGAUCACGAAGAAGCUUGGCGAAGGUGGAUUUGGAGCUGUAUACCUAUGCAAAAAUAAGGAAGGGGAACUGAACGCACUUAAAGUAGAAGCUGAGAAUGAUCCCUUGGGGUUGCUUAAAAUGGAAGUCUAUGUGCUAAUGGAGCUUAAAAAGACUAAAUUCCAAGCUCGUCAUUUCCUGGGUCUUAAGGAUAGAGGGCACGUUCCAGGGAAGUUCAAUUAUGUGGUGAUGACACUUGUUGGGAAAAGUUUGCAGGAAUUACGAAAUGAGGCACCAAUGAAGAAAUUCUCUAUGGGCACAGCGAUUUCCGUUGGUAGACAGUGUUUGGAAGCACUUGAAGAUCUGCAUAACGUCGGAAUCCUACAUAGGGAUAUCAAACCAGGGAACUAUACCAUUGGUAGAAAGGAAAUGAAUGAACUUAGGAAGGUCUACAUGCUCGACUUUGGGAUGGCUCGCAAGUUUAUCAAAGAGGACGGGACGCUACGCAAUCCACGAGCUCGUGCAGGUUUUCGUGGUACUGUGAAAUAUGCGCCUUUGGCGUGUCAUGUGCAUCGAGAACAGUGUCGUAAGGAUGACAUUGAAAGUUGGAUGUAUAUGCUUGUGGAGAUCACGUGCGGUAGACUCCCAUGGAGAAAUUUAACGGAAUCAAACGACGUCGGUAUGUUCAAGAAGGAUUGCAAAGGAGAGCGAUACCGAUGUUUAUUCGGCGGCUGCCCACGAGAAUACACAGAGAUUUUUCCCAUUUUGGAUAAGGGGAAAUUCUUUGACGCGCCGGACUAUCCAGCAAUCUAUAAGUUACUGGAAUCAGCUCUUCACAGUACUCGAGCACAAGAAUUCCCCUAUGACUGGGAAAUGUAA
Molecule: messenger RNA, 915 nt
Organism: Necator americanus (New World hookworm)
Lineage: Eukaryota; Metazoa; Nematoda; Chromadorea; Rhabditida; Ancylostomatidae
Exons: 9
Coding region: 1-915 (304 amino acids)
Biological process (GO): signal transduction; peptidyl-serine phosphorylation
Cellular component (GO): nucleus; cytoplasm
Molecular function (GO): ATP binding; protein serine/threonine kinase activity
Source: RefSeq, a predicted model, not a curated record